AUGUAUUUUUCUUCUACAUUCUUGAUUCCUCUUUUUGCAAAUUUGUUCCUUGUUUUCUUUUUUUUUUGUUUCUUAAUUUCUUUUUUAUUUGUUUUUUUUAAUUUCUUUCUUUUUUGUUCCUUAUUUUCUUUCUUUUUUGUUCCUUAUUUUCUUUCUUUUUUGUUCUUUAAUUUCUUUCUUUUUUGGUCCUUAAUUUCUUUCUUUUUUGGUCCUUAUUGUCUUCCUUUUUUAUUCCUUAAUUUCUUUCUUUUUUGUUCUAUAUUUUCUUUAUUUUUGUUCCUUAUUUUCUUUCUUCUUAUUGUUCUUUCCCUUUUAUUUUCAUUAUUUGUUUUUCAUUCCGAAGUAAAAUUACUUGUUUUCUUUUCUUAUUUUUCUAUUCUUUGCCUGACAUUUUAUUUAAAUUUAUUCUUAGUUCGUUUCCUUUUCCUUCAUUUUUAUUAUUCCUAUAUUCAUUUUUUUUUCUUUCGUUUUUCGUCUUCUUCCAUUUUAAACUUACUUUCAUGGUAUACUAUAUUUUUGUUUUCUUUUUAUUGUUUUCACAUUUUUUUUACUUUGUCUUUAUCCUUUACACUUUCUUUCUCAACGUUUUUUUUUUCAUUUUAUCCCCUUUUUCUGUGUCAUUUCGCAUUCUUUCCAUUAGGGUUUGUCCAUUUUCCCCAUAUUUUUCCUUAUUUCAUAUUUUUCUUUUAUAAUUCUUCAAUUUUAAUUUUUUAUUCUUUGUCGAUUUUCUCACUUAAUUAUUUCUUCCUUCUUAUUAUGUUUCGGUUUCGUUUAUUUUUUCUUCUCUUUGAAAACGUCUUCAUUUCCAUAUCCUUCUUUUUCUGUUAUUUGUUCCAUUUUCUUUUCCUUUUUCUAUCUGCCAUUUUUCCUUUCGUUGUCAUGCAUUUUUUUAAAUAUUUUUUUCUUCUUGCUUGUAUCUCGUUUAUUUUCUUUUUUGGAAAAAUUCCAAAAUAUAUAUUUCUUUUUUCUUUAUUGCCAAUUCCUUAUUAUAUUUUCUUUCAUUUACCUCCUGUUUCUUCUAUUCUUGGAUUUCCUUAUUGCAUUUUGUCUCUGUUUUUUUCUUCAUCUCAUUUUCUCUUGUUAUCCAAAUAUCUAUCUCUCUAUCUAUCUAUCUCUCUAUCUAUCUAUCUAUCUAUCUAUCUAUCUAUCUAUCUAUCUAUCUAUCUAUCUAUAUAUAUAUAUAUAUAUAUAUAUAUAUAUAUAUAG
This is a messenger RNA of Acanthosepion pharaonis, 1206 nucleotides long. The record is from the annotation of a GenBank genome assembly. Lineage: Eukaryota; Metazoa; Mollusca; Cephalopoda; Sepiida; Sepiidae.